AUUUUUCUGCCAAGAUCUUUAAUAUGUCUGUGACGUUUAACGAAGCUAAUACAACCUGCUCCAACACAUCUGCCUACCUUGCAGACGAUAACAACUUUGAAAAAUUAUUCAAGGACUGUAACAACACGAUGUUGUUUCAAGCAGGGAGGAAACAGCCCGAAGUUCCUGGAGAUGGGUGUGAAACAGUAAGGAUGAUGGAUGGUGUUGUACAGCGUAAUGGACCUUCAGUAUGUUCUACCAUGUUACCUUUCGUCUGCAUUAGUAAAGAGUCUACGACUGCCGACAACCCAUGCAGAAUCGUCAACAACCAAAAUAUGCCUGGUGCUAAAGAACCAGAGGAGGACGAUGGCGGUAUCUCAUUUUGGUGGAUCAUACUAGCGGCUGUGCUUUUGGUCAUCCUCGUGGUCAUCGUCAUAUGUAUUGUAAGGAAACGAAGGACGCCCAACAAAAUACCAGAGGAAGGCAACGCUACAUUCAACAAUAAAACGUAUUACGAUUCUGUGAGAUCUCACCACGAACACCCCAGUCACGCGGGCAACAGUCAGGCACGGAAAGAUGGUGAGUAUGGAGUUCUUGGUCAGAAGCCGAGUCCGUCACCAGAUGACGAUAUGUACGCCCAUACUCGCCAACAUCAGCAGGAAGGCGAGUACGAUAUAUUUGCGAAGCCGGUCAAUGACGCAGCUGGGAUAUACGAUCAUACUCAUAACAUUAGACAAUUAGAGGGUGGUGAGUACGGGGAACUUGGAAGGCGUGCACAGGAGGUUGGAGAGGACGACAUGUACUCACAUACCAAACACUCUAAAACUGAAGGCGAGUACGACAGCUUUAGUAAUACAGCCGUAAACAACGACGCGGGGGGUAUAUACGAUCGUACUCACAAUGUGCUGAUGGAGAGCGCGUACGACGAGUUUACAGGGGAUAAAGGAAACUCAGCUGUGGAAGGACUUUACGAUCACACGUGAUGAUGUGAUGUGGCAUUCUUUUAUGUCAUUCCCCGACAUACAUAGAGGAUAUAUAGAGGUUAAACAACAAGUGGUUGUUCUAUAUGUUCUAUAUUCACUCGAGAGAGUUAUUUUUCAAAAGUUACAAAAAAAGUGUUUAAAUGUUAGCCAUUCAAAACACAUUGAACCACGCAAUCAAAAAAUAUUUUGGUCAAAGGUUACCGUGUCAACCAAGCAAAACCCAUUUAGAGUUUAGAUAUUCCACCAGUGAUAUAUUGUAUCUUUAAGGGACUAUAAGAACAGUCAUUAUUGAUGAAAUAAAAUUAUUCCUGGGGAAAUAUGCUGAUAAAUAUAUCAUUAGUUAACCAUUUGCCUUACUACAGAUAGUGCUACAGUAGUAGCUUUUUUUGGAGAACCAGGUCUCGCAAACUUUGUGCCCUCACGAUCAGGAUUCUUCUUCUAUGUCAGGAUAUGGGUCUGUCCCUCUCAGUGAGGCAUCUUCCAGGGCACCUGAAUGCUUUAGCAGACACGCUAUCCAGGUCUCGGAGUCAAGUAAUCGCGGAAUGGACACUGAAAAGGUCUAUAUUCAGGGCCAUCUGUAUGGUUCAGACUCCUCAGGUAGAUCUGUUUGCCACAGUUCUGAGUUUCCAAAUUCAGACGUUUGUGUCUCCAGUUCCGGAUCCUUUGGCUUGGGGAGCUAGAUCACUUAGACAGGGAAUUUCACAAGGUCAGGAAUCACGAUUGCUUUGUUCUCCUGAUAACAUCUCCGUGACCCAGACAGCCUUGGUUUCCGGCUCUGCUGGUUUUGCUGGUAGAUCUUCCCUUGGCCAAACCGCCCAGGUGAAAUCUUCUCAGCCAACCCAAGUCCAGGCAGUUUCAUCCCAAUCCAUCCCAAUCCGGAUCGCCUAUACCUUCGCGCGUGGAGGCUAUCUCGGUCUGCCUCUUGCAGUCAGGUUUUUCUGCAGAGGUUACCGAUGGCAUCUCAAGAUCAAUUCGAUCUUCCUCAUCUGCCAUCCAUGAGUCCAGAUGGUCAAACUUCUGCAGCUAGUGUAACAGCAGGAAGAUUGAUCUACUCUGUGCAUCCUUUACCUUUUUAAGGUUAAGGAACUAUCUCCUAGCACUAUUGGGGACUAUCGUUCAGCAUUAGCCAAUGUCUAUUCAUUUCGGCGUCGUUCAGAGCUUGGAACAUGCCCCACCUUCUCCAAUCUCCUCAAGUCUUUCUUAUGAGCCUCUGGCUUUUGUUUCUGUUAAGUUCUCUUGCCGGAAGACAGUAUUUCUUGUUGAUUUGGCUUAGGUAGACGGAGAAGUGAAAUUCAUGCUCUUUCUUCUUUUCCUUCGUGUCUCUGGUGGUCUCGGGACUAUUCUUUAGUGACCCCUCUGACAGUUUUUCGACGGAUUCUCAUAAGAUUCCGGCCAUAAAGGAUUUCUCUGGUCCAGAUGACAAUGAUCUGUUACUUUGUCCUGGUAUGGCUUUGAUAAAACUAAGGGGCGUCCUAAACCUCGUCUGUUCUUGCCCAUCAAGCCAAAGCAGUCUGACAUAUCGUCUCGGAUUAUUUCCAGAUGGAUCUCUGACACUAUCAAGAAAGCUAAUUAGGGGUCUAGUGCUGAGACACGUGAUAGUGUUCAGGUUAGGGCACAUUAGAUAGCUAUAGGGGGUUGUCUGCCUCUGGGGCCCUUCUCAAUGGCUCCUCAUUUGAUGAGGUCAUUGCAUCCGCCUUUUGGCGAGGCCGCAACACUUUCGCGGAUUUCUAUCUGCGUUCGCCUUCCUCCCAUGCAGAUGGUUUGUAUUAUCUGCCGGGGUCCUGUUGUCGCUACUCACUCAGUCACCUGUCCCCUAGUCGAUCCGUAGGGAGGUUCCAUUACGGCUUGUAUAUAUAGAGUUUUUAUUGUAAAUAUCCUGGACCCUUCGGGGUUUUUUAAUUGACGUUUUCGCUGCUGUUUUUUUCAAAGCGGUCUUUGUCCUCGGAGACUCCUCUACGUUAAGACAAAUUUGCUAUUGUCUAUAUGGUGGUGAGCUAUUAUUGAAAUAUAAACGGAACUAGAACUGGUUCCGCGUUCCUUUUAAGUAAAGCGGAACUAGGAGCCAGUUCCGUUUAAGAAAAGCGGAACUAGGAACCAACUUCCAUAAAGAAAAUAUUCUACGUACUUUAUCUCAAUAUGAGACCCGAGGCUGAAAAAGAAAUAAUGUAUAUGUCAAUGAGUGCAAAGGCAGUUAUUAGUCAGGUAUAAACUUUACAAGACUUGGUCCUAGUUCCCAGUUCCGUUUAAGAUAAAUGGAACUAGAAGCCAGUUCCAAGUUCCGUUUUUCUAAACGAAACUCGGAACUGGUUCCUAGUUCCGUUUUACUUAAACGGAACUCGGAACUCGGAACCAACUUCAGCCUCCCAUUUAGUCCACAACGUGUACAUGUAUGUUAUAUACCCGAUGCAAUGAAAAAUGCAGUCGCCUAAUUGUGUAUCGCACGAAAUCGCAACGCAACUGGUUGGUAGAGGCGUAGCACGUGGAUUUCCAUCGGGUGCAAAUAAUGAAUUUUCCACUUAAGACUUAAAAGAUCCAAUUAGAAGCUCAAACUUUUGGAGGGUGGUAAUAGUAAUUAACGUGGAGUCUCGUAUAUACAUACACUACAGCCCAUGCUUUCAUGUGGUCGUUAUCUUGGUAUUGUACAUAACAAACCUGUUAUAUUUUCUUUUAGUUUAUGUUAACAUCAGUGUUGCUUUUUGAUAUAAUCUAGAUAUGUCCAACUUAACAUCAAAUCGAUAUAAUUUCUGUCGAUUUUAUUCUAGGCUAGGUUGGAAGCACUGAUUUAAAUAUUAAAAUUCUACAUCAUAUUCAAAUUACCGGUAUAUUGUAUAGGUUGUAUAUAUAAUAUACAAAUGUGUGUCACACUGUCAUGUCUAUAUGUACUUUGUUUCCUACUGUUAUUUACGUGACAUCCGUCCUCAUUUGUCCGUUAAUACUUCAAAAUAAACGAACGUCCUGACAGUCAUGAUGACUGGGUGUACUGGUUGGGAACAUAUUCCAUCAUAUAUAUGUUCUUGCAAGUGUUGACAUUAGUGUCCACACUAUCAUAAUAAAUACCAACAAGAUUAUACCUAUGUUGUUUCCUUAAACACUGAAACUAAUUUGUGAAGCUUGAAAACAAAUGAUUGUAGGCCCAUAUAAACAUAUAAACGUAUGGCAACUGAUGUCACAUGGCAUCUUGGACUAUUUCUAAAAUUAACUGUGUAUAUAUGUCAUUAUGUGUGUACGUGCGUGCGUGUGUAUGUGUUUACCAUGUGUGUAUGAAAUGUUUACCACAUGUAUGUUUUGUUUACCACGUGUGUAUAUAAUGUUUACCACGUGUGUAUAUAAUGUUUACCAAGUGUGUAUAUAAUGUUUACCACGUGUGUAUAUGAUGUUUGCCACGUGUGUAUAUAAUGUGUACCACGUGUGUAUAUAAUGUUUACCACGUGUGUAUAUAAUGUUUACCACGUGUGUAUAAUGUUUACCA
Pecten maximus is the source of this 4431-nucleotide messenger RNA. RefSeq lists its product as uncharacterized. Lineage: Eukaryota; Metazoa; Mollusca; Bivalvia; Pectinida; Pectinidae. The record is from RefSeq and is a predicted model, not a curated record. The transcript has 6 exons. The coding region runs from base 24 to 962 and encodes 312 amino acids.